UGCGCGCGAGCAACAUUGAUUCUGGAGUUCCCCGGUGGCGGGGAUACAUUUUUCGAACGUCCCGGGAUACCAUGUGAAACAGCUGCAGUGUUAAUGAGCUUCAUUCAUCUGAUUUGAAGACGAUACCGUCCUACAAGCUGACGUAAUAAUAUUACAAUGAAAGGAUACAUUUUCUUAGGGUUUAUGAAAGUCUCAAUACUGUACAGUCACCAGGGGGCAUAGCCUACGCACAAUAAUACACUUCAGGAAACAUAAUUAGUUCAACAUUUUGUCAGUAGUGAAAUCUAAAUGCAAACGGAUUCUUUCGGAAGACUUUUUUGAUGUGACUUUAUGUAAAUGUCAUCUAAGGAGCACCGUAACGGCGAGCUAUUUUGAAGAUUUUCAUAUUGUAAUUUUGUUGCGGGAGGGUUUGUGCAGCCCGUCUCUCAGGCGUUGUUGUGAAUUGAUCUAACAUGGCGACUGUACCAGUUUAUUGCAUCUGUAGAUUACCUUACGACGUAACCCAGUUUAUGAUCGAAUGCGAUGCCUGCAAGGACUGGUUUCACGGCAGCUGUGUCGAGGUGGACGAAGAUGAGGCUCCAGAUAUUGACAUCUAUCACUGUCCCAACUGUGAGAAGACCCAUGGCAAGUCUACAUUGAAAAAGAAAAAGAACUGGAACAAGCAUGACACAGGGCAAAGCACUGAUGUCAAACCUGUCCAAAAUGGCAGUCAGGUGUUCAUCAAGGAGCUUCGAAGUAGGACAUUCCCCAGCUCUGAAGAUAUUGUGGUGAAGCUGAAUGGAAACCAGCUGACCUUGGAGUACCUGGAAGAGCAUGGAUUCACAGAACCCAUUCUGGUUAUGAAGAAAGACGGUCUGGGUAUGACAAUGCCAGCGCCAACAUUCUACGUUAGUGACGUAGAGAACUAUGUCGGUCCAGAUGUUGCUGUAGAUGUUGUUGAUGUUACCAAACAGACUGAAAGCAAGAUGAAGCUCAAGGAGUUUGUCGAUUAUUACUACAGCACAAACAGAAAGCGUGUAUUAAAUGUGAUCAACUUGGAAUUUUCUGAUGCAAGAAUGUCGAGCAUAGUGGAGAGUCCACAGAUUGUGCGGAAGCUGUCCUGGGUGGAGAACUACUGGCCAGAUGACGCCCUGCUGGGGAAGCCCAAAGUGACCAAGUACUGCCUGAUCUGCGUGAAGGACAGCUACACCGACUUCCACAUCGAGUGCGGCGGAGCCUCCGUCUGGUACCACGUUCUCAAGGGGGAGAAGAUCUUCUUCUUAAUCAAGCCCACCUCUGCCAACCUAGCCCUGUAUGAGCGCUGGAGGUCCUCAUCCAAUCACAGCGAGAUGUUCUUCGCCGAUCAGGUGGACAAGUGUUACAAGUGCACCCUGAAGCAGGGGCAGACCCUGCUUAUUCCAUCAGGGUGGAUAAAUGCAAUACUUACUCCAGUGGACUGUCUGGCCUUCUCUGGCCACUUUAUACACAACCUAAGUGUGGAGAUGCAGAUGAGAGCAUACGAAGUGGAAAAACGGCUGAAGGUUGCCAGCCUCACCCCCUUUUCCAACUUUGAGACGGCGUGCUGGUACACGGGGCGGCAUCUGCUGGAGCGGUUCAAAAGUUUACACAAGGGCAACAAGCAGCCAGCUCCGUACCUGAUACACGGGGCCAAAAUCAUCAACGGAGCGUUCAGGUCAUGGACUAAGAAACAGGCUCUUCUGGAACAUGAGGAUGAACUUCCUGAAAAUAUGAAACCAGCACAACUAAUUAAAGACCUUGCCAAAGAGAUCCGGAUUUCAGAGAAUGCCACAAAAGCCAUCAAGGCCGAACCCAGCAGCAAGGCACCGCCCGAGGAGCCCCCUCCGCCCCCCCCGGAACCAGAGGAGCCCAUGUCCCCCGCCCACAUCCCCACCCCGCCCAGAGAAAAAACCUCCCGAAAGAAGACCCCAAAACCCCCGAAACCGCCUAAACCACCCAAGCCCCCCAAACUCCCAAAGACCCCCAAAGUGAAGGAUGGAGGGAAGAAGAAAGGGAAGAAAGCGAAGGACGGUGGCGUCGUGCCCAAGGCCUCCAGCCUGGCUGCUCUGGAGUCCCAUGCAAAAGACAUCCUGACCAAGAUGGACCAGCCCAAGAAAGGGAAGGCUACCAAGAAUGUUUUAAGUAUGUCGGAGAAAGAGAUAAGCAAGCAGAAUGAUGUUGAAAAGUUCGAAAUGCGAGAGCAGAACAAGAACAAAACAGAGGCAAAAUGGAAGUACAAGAACAGUAAACCAGAUUCCUUGCUAAAAAUGGAAGAAGAACACAAAUCUGAGAAGACGCCGCUGUCAGGAAAUAAAGACAACAAAUUUGCCUUUUCCUUUUCUAAUAAAAAACUGCUGAGCUCGAAAGGCCUCAAACCCCAGACCAACUCCGGCAUCUUCGGAUCGUUACAAAACUUGAAAGAGGACAAAGGCAAACCGGUGAGGGACGAGUACGAGUACGUAUCAGACGAGGGAGAGCUGAAGAUCGACGAGUUCCCCAUCCGGAGGAAAAAGAACGCGACAAAAAGAGACCUGUCCUUUUUAUCAAACAUUAAAGAACCUGUUCAACCAUCCAAAAAACCAAAGCUUCUGUCUGCAGCUCCCAAGAAAGUAGAGUCAUCAGAUGAGGAAUCACUCCAUAUAGACACAGAGGCCAAGCCAGAAGUCAAAGGUCGGAACUCAAAGGUCAAGAAGGAAAGCGGCAGUGCGGCAGGUAUUCUGGACCUGCUGCAGGCCAGCAAGCAAGUGGGUGGCAUCGACUACAGUGCCAACAGUCAGCCACCUGCAUCCCCCAGCACACAGGAGGCCAUUCAGGGCAUGUUGUCCAUGGCUAACCUGCAGUCUUCAGAGACCUGCCUGCAACAGUCCUGGAGCAACAGCCAGUCCAAGAGCAACUCGCACUCGGCGCAGUCCGGCAAGAAGGCCGGCGGCGGCGGCAACAACAAGCGGCCGGCCAAGCGCCUGCCGAAGAAGAGCCGGAAGAGCGUGAGCGUGGACAGCGCCGAGAUGUUCGACGACGACCAGGACCACCUGGACGCCUGCUUUAAGGACUCUGAUUACGUUUACCCGUCUCUGGAGUCGGAGGAAGACAAUCCCAUUUUCAAAUCCAGAUCGAAGAAGCGGAAAAACUCUGACGACACUCCGUAUAGCCCAACAGCACGGGUCGGGCCCUCGGUCCCGCGACAGGAAAGGCCGGCGCGGGAGGGGGCGAGAGUGGCGUCCAUAGAGACGGGUCUGGCGGCCGCCGCAGCCAAACUGUCCCACCAGGCUUCUCUGUCGGGAAAAAGAAAUGGGCAGAAGUCACCUGGCGCCUGUUUCUGUGAUCAGGUGAUCCGGCAGGGCGGGGCCGUCGGACGGAGACGCGCUCACCUGGCCGUUCUCACGCGCGCGUCUCUCUUUCGCAGGAGCAGCAGAAGACGAAGAAGAAGAAGAAGAGCACCAAAAAGAAGGCCUUGCAGGAGGAGCCCCGCAAGGUGUGCCAGGACACCAGCUCUCCGGAGCCCGCCCUGGACGCGCAGGACAGCAGCCUGGCGGACCACGAGUACACGGCCGGCACGGGCAAGGCGGCGGGCGGCUCCCAGCCCAUGGCGCCGGGCGUGUUCCUCACCCAGAGACGGCCCUCCACCUCCUCCCAGAACGCCUCCUCCGCCAAGGGCGAGCGUGGGGUCACAGCCGAGGCCAAAGCCAAGCGGCUAAAGAAAGGCAUGGCCACAGCCAAACAGAGACUGGGAAAGAUCCUAAAAAUCCACCGGAAUGGGAAGCUUCUCCUGUGAGCGGGGCCGGGACGGCCCCCCCCCCCCCCCCCCCCCACCCCCCAACCCCAUUACUCCUCUCUGAUCAUGGACAACAGCAGCAAAAACUACCACACAAAAAGAGGAGUAAAACAGGUUACAUUAUCAGUUUCUAAGAAGACCAUAGUUCAGAUAGGUUUUUGCCUCUACUUAUACUUUAUAACUUUCAGAUAUUAAAGUGUACAGAAUACCUGCUAUAAAUAUUUUUUAAGAAAUACAUGUGUCUCAUUUUACUACAGCUGUCAGUCUAUCAGGGGUUGCUAAAAACUAAAUUUCAAAAGGAAAAAAAACAUUGCAGUCAUUCCAAGUCCCAGAAAGUAUCCCUUGCAUGUUGUCAAUUUCAUGCAUGCACAUUUUGUUUUAGUUUUCAUUAAGGGGGAGUGGGGAUGGCAUAUAAGUAAAGUCCUAGAAUUCAUUCCUCCAAUUUGGAUUUGGCUUGUCACUGUCAUGAAUUGAAUGUUUACCAGUGGGGCAUAUUUUAGUACAAAUGAACCCUCUUACCCCUCCAAUCUCCCCCCAUUUUCCUGGGUUUUAGCCUUUUGUUAAAAUAUUAACUGAUGAGAUUGAUUGAUUUAUUAUUGACUUACUUUUUUUGCUAAGCACUAUCAGUAAAAUAUUUAUUGACGUGAAAUCAUUUUUAACGUCUUAGAUAGGUUAAUAAAAGCCAAACGGCACUUGCAAAAGAAAUCAACAAAGCACUAAGAUGAAAGUCAUUUUGUGAGCCGCGCUAAACUCUUACGUUCACAAAAUAAUGGCCUAGUCACACCGGGCCAGAUGCAUUCUUAUUCUGAAGCUUAGCAAACGCUGAAACAAUUUUGAAAAUGCACAGCCUAACAUAACCUAAAUAAGCUGUCCAGCCAAGGGAAAGUAUAUGUUGAUCACUGUUCAUAAAUCAAAUGUGCAAGUAUACGUACUGCAAGCUAGUUCAUAUUUUAAGCCCAUUUAUUAAAUUAAUAACGGGGGGCUCCCAUGCAUAAAUAAUAAUAUAUAGGUUGAAGCCGUCUGCAAGAAACAGCAACAGCACAAAAUCAUGUGUAGACACUGCAUUGAAAUUCAGUAUUUCAUCAUUUUGGUAUUGUCAUUCUAAAUGAAAUAUCGCAUUCCACAGGACAGUGUUACACUGAUCCUAGAGGAUUUGUUUUAAGUAAACACACAGAAUUUUAGCCCAGCCCCAUAUCGAACGAAUCUUCUGAAAGACUUCUAUAUCAAAUUGAAGUUACAGUAUAUAUGUGGCACUUCUGUUUGUAUGAGUGCAUGUCUGCACGUCUACACGUAUGCGUGUGGGCAUGUACAUAUGUGUCUGUGAGAGAGGGGAGAGAGAGAGAGAGAGACCUUCCGUUUGCUUCACUGUUAUGUCACAUAUUGCGUGGUCACAUGUUUCUCCCGAGAAGGAACUGUUACGGUGACAGUUCUUGAGAAAAUCAGUAUUAUAGACACAAACUUUAAAUUUGCUUUUGCACAUUUAGAACAGCUCAAAUAAGGCAUAUUUAUUCAAUAAUAACACUAAAUGAAUGGGACCUAUAACUCUGACAAGCCUCAUCAUCCAAAAUUAUUAUUGUUAUUAUUAUUUUUAUUUUUUUUAACAUGGGGAUACUUUCUUAGUAAUGUUUGUUUCACAGGCAGCACCAAUUAUUGUAGAUUGAAAUAUGCAUUUAUAUUACAUUGCAGUACAGUAUGUAGAAUGUAGCUUGUAUAUAGCUUUUUAAAUUACUACUUUUUGUAUCAGUUUUCUUUUUAUUAAUACUUCAUUAUGUUUUUACUAGUUUUUUGCAAAUUAUAAACAAAAAUAUAUAAAUAUGUAGUCUCUUUUUUCAUUGUAUUAGAAACACAGUAGAGCUGUUUUUAUUUUAACAGUUUUAACAUUCAUUUUAUUUUAUUAGACUUAAGGUGUUGCCUGGAAAACAAAACAAACAAACAAAAAAAAACAUUCAAUGUUGUAUGGCCUUACACACACAAUGCUAACUGUAUUGUACAAAUUCAGCUGAAACGAGAGAGGAAGCAUUGAGGAGAACUAACAGAAACGCUUCCAUUCCAUGACCAGCCUCUUCUUCUUGUCCUCGUACCCUGAUGGGAUUCAGAAUUAUUUUACUAGCACCUUGUGAAGUGUUUUGUGUCAGUGAUGUAAUUUAUUAAUGUUUGUAGCCUUUUAUAUUUGUACAUUUCUCAAGAGCUUUGUUUUUAAAUAUUUUAUCAGCCUGUGAAACUCUUCCUGUAGGAAUCUAGUAUCAGUAAGUAUAAGACAGAACCCUGUGGCCUCACUGAGGCACUAGAAGAUCCAUUUUUUAGUAUGAAUAUGAUUUACUGAAAAUACAACUGUAUUUUUUUUUUUUACUUUGUCAGUUAUUGCAGUUAACAGGUCACCAGAUUAAUACAUUAUUAUUAUUUUUAUUAUUAUCAUAAUUAUAAUAAUAAUAAUUAUUAUUAUUAAGCAGCUAUGUGGUAUAACCCAGCCAUUCACGCCUUUGAUUUUAUUUUGGUAAUACCGUAUAUACAUUUCUUACAAGGUUUGCUGUGGUAAUCUAUUGCAGCGUUUUAGUUACCAAUGUAAAUCUUGUAUCUGCUUCUCAGAAUUGAAAUACUCAGAUCAAACUUUGUCAAUGGAACUAUUUCAGGUUUUUAUUUGUACAAAAUGUGUUUUGCUUUGUUGUGGUUUAUUUUUAUAUGUUCAGCCCAUUAAAUACAUGCACUGCACUGGGGCAGUGUAAGAUCCA
This is a messenger RNA of Anguilla rostrata (American eel), 6498 nucleotides long. It is a transcript of the gene phf2, whose product is annotated as PHD finger protein 2. The transcript is spliced from 22 exons. The coding region runs from base 453 to 3692 and encodes 1079 amino acids. The record is from RefSeq and is a predicted model, not a curated record. Gene Ontology annotation, molecular function: transcription coregulator activity; histone demethylase activity. NCBI's taxonomy places the organism in Eukaryota, Metazoa, Chordata, Actinopteri, Anguilliformes, Anguillidae. Gene Ontology annotation, biological process: protein demethylation; regulation of transcription by RNA polymerase II.